This is a messenger RNA of Entamoeba dispar SAW760, 1347 nucleotides long. RefSeq names its product F-box only protein, putative. The coding region runs from base 1 to 1347 and encodes 448 amino acids. The record is from RefSeq and is a predicted model, not a curated record. Gene Ontology annotation, biological process: regulation of apoptotic process; protein ubiquitination; ubiquitin-dependent protein catabolic process. The transcript has a single exon. NCBI's taxonomy places the organism in Eukaryota, Evosea, Mastigamoebida, Endamoebidae.
AUGGGACAAGUUCCAAGUAAGAAAGGAAUGAACAAAAUAUAUGUAGGACCGAAAAGAAAACGACAACACAUUGCAGAGGCAGUAAGAAAUGCACAACCCAAUUCAUAUAUAUUUGUGGAGAGUGGGAAAUAUGAAGAAAGUGAGCCUAUAGUUAUAGACAAGUCAGUAAUUAUUAUUGGAUUAGUAGAAGAAGGGGGGUCUAAUGUAGUAGUUAAAACGGAUUCAUCGGCAUGUGUAUUAAUGUCAACAGCGGAAAAAGUAGUGAUAGAAAAUAUUGAUUUUACGACAUCAGCUAGUAUGAAACCAGUUAUUGACGUACAACAAGGAGAAAUAAUAUUAGAAGGAUGUGGGAUUUGUAAUGGAGAAGAAGGAAUAAUUAUGUCACCACAUAGUUCAUCAAUAACUAUGAUCAAAUGUAAUAUUACACAAUGUAGCAAAGUUGGGAUUGCAUGUAAUGGAGAAGAAACAAGUAUAUUAAUAGAUAAAAGUACAUUUAGAGAUUGUGGAACAGGAAUUUCUAUUUCACAAGGAUCUAAUCCAUUAAUAAGUGAAAGUUUAAUUUCACAAUGUGGAACAGGAAUAUAUGUUACAGAAAAUGGAAGAGGAUGUAUUAUAGAUUGUACAAUAUCAUUAAAUAAGAAACCAGGAAUAUUAACACAUAGUGGAGGGAAUCCAGUAAUAAUAAAUACAAAAGUUAUAGAUGGAACAUCAAAUGGAUUAUUUGUUAAAAAUAAAGGAAAAGGAGUAAUGAUAGAUUGUGAGAUUUCUAAAAAUUAUCUUCCAGGGAUUGCAUCAUGUGAAGAAGGAAAUCCAUGUAUUGUUCAUAGUAAUAUUAAAGAAGGAAAAAAUGCAGGAGUGUUUGUAUAUGAAAAUGGAAAAGGAUUAUUUGCAUCAUGUACAAUGAAAGAAAAUACAAUGCCAGGAAUUGAAGUAAGAGGAAGUGGAAAUCCAAUUGUUGUAGAUUCAGAUAUUUCAAGAGGACAAUCAAAUGGAAUAUAUUUACAUAAUAAAGCAGAUGGAAUAUUUGUAAGAACAUCGGUUACAGAAAAUGCAUUACCAGGAAUGGCAAUUAGAACAGGAGCAAAUCCACUUGUAUAUGAUUGUAAUCUUGUUGCAGGAAAAGAUUAUGCAUUAUUUGUAAGUGAUAAAGGACAAGGAGUUAUUGUAAAUUCUACAAUUGAAGGAUGUUCAGCACAACCAGUAGGAACACAAGAAGGAAAUUGUACAAUUCAUGGAGGAAAAAUAAUUGAUGGAAAAAAGAAUAAUGUUCAAGAAUGGUUAGAAAAAAUACCAGAAGGACUUGGUUUGUUAGCAGAAGAUAUUCCAGAUUUUAAUCUUGUUCAAUAA